AUGCUGCUGCUGGGAGAUCUAACAAAGGAGAAGCGUACAGGUGACGGAGAGGCUGGUUUGCCUCACCAGUCUGACAUAGAGAUGACCAACUACGCCUUUCAAACCGAUGAUAUGGCGGCGGUCGACGAAGGAAGAAGGAGCACCGGGCAGCCAUCAACGCCUCCCACAGCUACAGGGCUGGAGACCACCGGUUCUUCCGGUCUACCUGAGCUGAUCUCGUGUGUGAAGGAGAUGACCAAGGCGGUUAAUAACCAAACAAAGGAGCUGGGAGAGCUGGCCAAAGCCAUGAAGAACGAGGAGGAGGUGUCUGACUACACCCUGCUGGCUAAGGUCCUGGACAGGCUCUGUCUUGUCAUGUACAUCAUCAGCAUCGUGAUUACCAUUCCUAUGACCAUGUAUUUGAGCAAGUAAAGACCUGUCAGAAAAAUUGAUGAAAUGAAAGAGUUGUGUAACCAAACCGAAACACCUGGUUUAUAUGCAAGAUAUCACGUAACGUAGAGUGUAAAAGAUGGUCUA
This is a messenger RNA of Branchiostoma belcheri (Belcher's lancelet), 516 nucleotides long. RefSeq lists its product as uncharacterized. The record is from RefSeq and is a predicted model, not a curated record. Bases 1 to 411 code for a protein of 136 amino acids. Gene Ontology annotation, biological process: monoatomic ion transport. The transcript is spliced from 2 exons. Lineage: Eukaryota; Metazoa; Chordata; Leptocardii; Amphioxiformes; Branchiostomatidae. Gene Ontology annotation, cellular component: membrane.